This is a messenger RNA of Diuraphis noxia (Russian wheat aphid), 1122 nucleotides long. RefSeq lists its product as uncharacterized. NCBI's taxonomy places the organism in Eukaryota, Metazoa, Arthropoda, Insecta, Hemiptera, Aphididae. The record is from RefSeq and is a predicted model, not a curated record.
AUGGGGGGUAAAGAACACGAGAAUAUUAUAAACAAUAGAAAUCAUUCAAGGCAGGACUUAGAAAUAAUGAAAAUUUUUACAUCACCGGAAUGGUUGGGAAAAACAUUUCAUAAAUCGUCUAAUACUAUUGUUAACUCAAUGGUUAACGAUGAUCACAUUCCGUCAGUUCAUACGGAGUUGGAAAAMGUAUUGAGUAAGACUUAUAAUGAAGCAGAAUCGAUGGGAUAUCUAGAUACUAUCCAAGAAAUUACCGACCAUGAAACCGAAGAGGACGAUUACGUUGAAGAAAAAAGAACCGUACUCCUUUCAGCAAACGAAUCGUUCAAAAGUGUCCGACAAAUUGAAGAAACAGAAGAGAAAGAAUUAGAAAACAGUAAUAUACAGGAAAGUAUAACUGAAAGCACAGUAGCAGAGAAUCGAAAUAGUAUAGAAUCGUUCGAGGUAUCCAGUUUAAAUAGUAAAAUUGUURAGCACGAAUAUGACUUAUCUUUUCAAACACCUGAUAAUAAUAAAGCCAACGGUUCCGAAUUGCAGCCAUCGUAUAUAGCCCCUAAUGUCAAAACAUCUGAAAAAUCAUUAAAAGAAGUAGUUGAUAAGAGCUACUGCGUUUCCAAUGAAGAUGACAUAUAUGAAAAUCAAACUGGCGUCGAGCAUGAAUGCUAUUCUUAUAGAGAAUGUUGUGAAGAACAAGAAACUUCACCSAAACAUAAAUACAUGGUGCCCACUCCCAACUUUUCAUCUGAUGAAACACUUGAAGACGAGGCUUUGAUGCAGUAUUUUAAUUUUGAUAAUUUUAGUGACAGCUACGGCUCUGAAAUAGUUGAUCAGUCGCCCACGGGGUCAUUAAACACUAAUGUCAUGACUCGAAUAAUUCGUCAAAACAAAUCACGUAACUACAUGACUAAAAAGCAAAUGAGUAACGAGUCGGCAUUCACAGAAGUCAUGGAUCUGUUAUUCGAAGAAACCAAAGCAUCACUGGGAAAACUUUUGGUUGAGGGUUUGUACAUUGUGUCAAAGAGRUACCGUCAUGACCCAUUCAAAUACCUAGGUAAGUGGUURUUGAUUCAAGCUGAUAUCAGAGAUGAAAACCAAACCGCAGAAGAGUCUAUGUCAAGCUUUUAG